CGGAAAACAAGGACAGGUUUGUACGGCCCUUUUUCGAUCUUGUUCUCCUUCUCUCUCUCACUCGUUCUCUUUUUCGAAAAUUCUUAAAUUCUGUCCCCUUUUUUUGUAAACUGUUGUUCCAAAUUUCAAUUGAACCAUUCACUUUCUUACGUAAAAGCAGGCAAUUGAGAAUUUGAAAGGACCUUCACUCACUUAUAUCUCUCUUUUUAUUCCGGUUGAAUCAUUUUCGUCCAUUGCACAACUUAAUUGUUGUUCCAUUCCUUACAUUGAUCUUCAACAACUUUCUUUUUGAAUUUCCUAUCAAAACCUCAAAAUACAAUGCCAGCUGACAAUAGUCAUAAUAGCAUGAAUAAGACAGCAGGUACUGCCGAAGAAGACUCUUCAAAAAAUCCAGCUAAACCUAAUGUGAGUCGACCUAUUUUACCGAAAUAUGUAACAACACAUCAUGGCGAAGGUUUGAAGAAAUUUUCUGCGUCCAACUCGGCUGCUGCUGCUUUGGGUGGUGGAUUUGACAAAACGCUAAUCACCGAAAAAGCACGGUUUGAUACUUCCAGUAAUGUAAACACAGGCACAACCUCUACUUCCACCACUACUACAGCAACGUCAUCGUCAAAUACAACUGCAAAUACAACUGUGACAACUCCCACAAAUAUACCGACUAAUUAUAUCCAUAAUAACAAUAUAUCCAAUCCUCCGCAUUCUUCGACUACCAGUCUUUCCACUCCCACUUCUCAAUCGCAACAUCAAUUACCAGAUACUCCAGCACUGUCCACCAUUACUGCAGUGCCUCCUCCUUUAACCUCGGCUGUUACCUUACCACUUGUUACUACUCUGCAAUCUUUGACCACCAAUAAUAUUCAUAGUAGCAACAACAGCAGUAGUAAUCCUACGACACCAACGUGUAAUCUAAGCACAGCUCUGCAAACUAAGUCAACCCUCACCAAAGUGAAGAAUGAGAUGGAACAUCGUCGAAAUAACAACAAUAUGAAAAGGAAAAAAAUUCCGCCCAUAAGUGGUAAUACAGCGACGCCCUCAGAAGUCUUUCACCGAAAUCUCGUCGAUGCAGUUUCUAAUGCUGAAGAUUCGGACGAGAACGAACAGUACGUUUACCCCUACAGUGGAGGUAAUAAUACGGACUCUACUGUCUAUCACAUGAAUUCAACUGAUACUCUCUAUCGAACAACAUCGUCUCUUUAUCGGCCUCAGUCGACGCGUUCUCUUUUAACAACUAAUAAUACAAGUGAGACCUUACUUACACCUGCUGCGACGAAUACUACAUUGACGAGCUAUUAUAGUAAUAAUAAGGGUGGUCGACUGACACCCACAGGCUUUUUUAAUACAUUACUACGACCCAUUCUAUCAAAAUGCAGAUCGGAAUCAUCAUCACCUAUACCCCCUCCGUUAACCCCUUCGCUGGGUAUUAUACCAUCUACUGCAGUAUCAAAUACGAUGAACAAUAUCAAUAAUAAUGUGAACCAAAAUGAAGAUCCAUCUUUUAACAGUACCAGUAAUAGGCCCAAAUUACGAAGUUACAUUAUGGAUCACCCUUUUAGUCAAUCAAAGCUCUUUCAUCAUGCGCAUGAAUGGUUCGAAGGUGCAGCAGGAAAACACAGCUCAUCUUUAUAUCAGCAGCAGCAACAACAACAACAACAACAACAACAACAACAACAGAAUUCUACAAAACAACAACCUUUGAAUGGUUUUAGACGAUUUUAUUCUAACUAUGGUGGCAUCAAUAUAGAUGGUGGCUAUAUAACGGAUGACGAAGAAGUAACUGCAGCAGGAAGAGCUUCCAUACCACCCUAUAGACAACAUCGAGCUUAUCGUCACAACCAUACCAAACUACAGCAGCAACAUGGUCAGAAAGCAAAUACAUGUACAAGGUGGUUAAGAAAUAUUUGUAUCAGUCUGGUCUCUCUCCUUAUUCUUUUAUUCAUCUUUGUGACCUAUAUUUCACAACCUCUCAAAGAUGUUACUGUGGAUAUGGGGCGUGUCUUAUCGUCUGAUAAGGAACUUAUUUUCGACCUUCAUAUCAAUGCAAUUAAUACCAAUUUGUGGACUGUUCGUAUUGCUGAUGCGGAUAUUAGCGUGUUUGCUUUUAGUCAAGUAGUACCAGAUAGCGAUAAUGAUAUUGAUGGUGACCAUGAUGGGGCAAUAGGUAUGAUGUUUUCGACCAACGACAGCAGCAGCACUCCUGUAUACCAAGGUGUAGAUCCUGCUGAAUACUUGGGUGGGUUUUACCAUUUUGACGAACCUUUAUCGUUUUCUUCAUCCUUCUUCAGCAAGAAAAUGGUAACUGCGACCAGUCAAAUCCGAAUAAAAUCACCCGGAGCGGAUAAAAGUGGAAAUGAGCGGUGGUCUCGUAUCAUCAGAUAUCCUUAUGGUCUCGUCGUCAGAGGUGUUUUAAAGUAUAAACCAUUUCUUGCUUUUCUGAGUCCUUACUCUCAUCAGUCCGUCACCAUAUGCGAUGUUGUGCGUGUUAAUCCUACGACUGGUAAAGUAUUCGAAGAUCCAGACCAAGGAUUCUGUUUGACAACGGCAAUCUCGACUUUCUGAUAGGAGUGACCUUUGUCUUCUAUUUGUAUCAUAUCCGAUUUGGAUUCUUUUUUUUUUCCUUUUUUGUUGGAGUAAACAUGCAUAUUCAUUGCUUACCAUAGUUAUGCAAAAGACAUCUCUUUAGCUAUUUUUAACAUAUACCAAUUUCAAUCACUGGUUGAUUUCAAUCUAAUUAAUAAAAAGAUUUACGCUCUUAUAC
Mycotypha africana is the source of this 2755-nucleotide messenger RNA. RefSeq lists its product as uncharacterized. The transcript has a single exon. Gene Ontology annotation, biological process: positive regulation of phosphatidylinositol biosynthetic process; vacuole inheritance; protein localization to vacuolar membrane. The record is from RefSeq and is a predicted model, not a curated record. Gene Ontology annotation, cellular component: fungal-type vacuole membrane; PAS complex. NCBI's taxonomy places the organism in Eukaryota, Fungi, Mucoromycota, Mucoromycetes, Mucorales, Mycotyphaceae. Bases 319 to 2556 code for a protein of 745 amino acids.